Chenopodium quinoa (quinoa) is the source of this 1812-nucleotide messenger RNA. RefSeq lists its product as uncharacterized. The coding region runs from base 1031 to 1666 and encodes 211 amino acids. The record is from RefSeq and is a predicted model, not a curated record. Lineage: Eukaryota; Viridiplantae; Streptophyta; Magnoliopsida; Caryophyllales; Amaranthaceae. The transcript has a single exon.
UAUUUUAAGCAUCUGAUAAAAUUAGUAGUUUAAUAAAUAACAUUUGAUAAAUUAGUGAAAGGUUGUGAAUUAGAAGAGUUUUCAUCCUUUUAUUAUUUAGUAAAACAGAAGUUAUAAAUGAGAAGAAAGAAGUAAAUCCGCAAAAAUAAGCAAAAAUCGAACCCUAAAUUCGAAUCGUAAAUCCUCAAAAUUCAAACCCUAAAUUUGCAAAAAUCGAACUCAAAAAAAUCAAACUCCAUGCGAAAUUCAUUAAAUUCAAAUCAGAAAAAUCGAACUCAUGCAAAAUUCAUGAAAAUCAAAAAAGAAAAAAACACAAAUAUCAAAUCACAAAAAUCGCUGAAAAUUCGUGAAAAAACAAACAAAUGGUCGAAUAUAAUCAUACCUGAAUUGUGAUAUCUUACGCCAAAGUGCCAAACGAACCCAAAGUUUAGAUUGAUAUGACCGGCCACGAUUAAAACAAAUCUUAAUCGUAGGAUUAUGGAAUGGGGUGAAUUAUGGAAGUCAAACAAAUGGUCGAAUAUAAGAACUAAUGAAUUAUAUAAGAACCCAAAGUUGAGAAAUGGGGGUGAAUUAUGGAAGUCAAACAAAUGGUCGAAUAUAUUUUGCUUAGCUCCUACAAUGGGGAUGUAGCUCAGAUGGUAGAGCGCUCGCUUAGCAUGCGAGAGGUACGGGGAUCGAUACCCCGCAUCUCCAAAAUUUUAUUUUAUCAUUCUGCAGUACUUCAACAUUAUUUUCAUAUAGCCUUAUGUAUUUUGUCCAUUUUUUUUAUUUUUUUUUUAAAAAAAUAAAAUAAACGUUCUAACAACGUGGUUUGACUUCCAUAAUUCACCCCCAUUUCUCACGCCAAAGUGGUUUGACUUCCAUAAUUCACCCCCAUUUCUCACGCCAAAGUGCCAAACGAACCCAAAGUUUCAAUGCUUUAUUACUUCAUCUAAUUAAAUCAAAGUUUCAACCCUUCAUCACCUUCUUAUUUAGCACUAAACUUGUCAUCAAUUCCCCACUAAUUACACCCCUCAAAUUCCCUGGCCUGAUGGAGGAUCAGACUCGCCCACUAGCGAGUCUGAUCACCGAUCCAAAUCCGAUCCGAACCACCAAAAAAAGGGGUUGCACUUGCACCCGUUACAUAUUAUGCUCCCUAGGGACAUUAAUCCUAAUGAUCAUAACCAUCAUAGUCCUAUAUUUAACAGUUUUCAAGGUUAAGGAUCCAAUCAUGACACUCAACAAAAUAUCCCUCACCAACAACGGUAGCAACCUGGCUAUCCAGCCAGGGUCCAACAUCUCAAUGACUGCUGACGUGUCGGUCAAGAACUUGAACCGGGAUACCUUCAGGUUCAGUAACACCACCACAAGCAUUUACUACAAGGGGAUCAUGGUGGGAGAGGCUCAUGGACCACCCGGCCGGGCCCGGGGACGGCAUACCUUGAGGAUGAACAUAACUGUGGAAAUUAUUACAGAACGGAUGUUUAAGGCUUCGAGCCUAGCUCGUGAUCUAAGUUCUGGCAUGCUUAUUAUGGAUACCUACAGCAGAGUUCCUGGAAGAACAAAAGUGUUGAUUAUUGACUUUAAAAAUGUUGUUGUAGAGAUGAAUUGUACAGUUAGUUUUAAUAUUUCUAGCCUAGAAAUUCAAGGUCAAAGUUGUAAGAGGCAUGUCGAAUUGAAGUUUUAGAAAUAGUAUGACUGUUUCAAUAUGAAUGAAAAUAUGUUGAUAUAUUGUCCAAAACUUUCAGGAUAAUAAUGAUAUUUGGAAAAUGAUUUUGGCAGUAAGUAGAGCAUAUAGAACUGUAAUGUUACAAUGGUUUACAUUGUGGUCAC